AUGCGCCAGUCACUUGGAGGGCAGGGCUUUGGCGUGUUUACGCAGCCAGACAAGUCUUUGAAUAUGCAAACACCCCAAGUAGCCCCUACACAAUCCGCUAUGAGACCGACACAGUCCAUUCGAAGGCAGUCAACACGUCCUGGUGCGCCACCCAACAUGUUAUCAAGCACCCAGACGCCAGCCAUGGGAUCUAGAACAAUGCAAGCAAUCUUCCAGCCACCGACUACAGCGCCCAGGGGAACACUCCCACGGAUGCAGUACGUAGCGGACGACAGAGCGUUGCGGGAGAAUGCCUCUUUCAUGUUAAGGGGAAUCAAUGAAUUCUUGCGAAAGCAAGGAAAAGACCUGACGCUGCGAACACAACCAACGCCCUCGGCAAAAGAGUUUCAGGAUGCCUUUCUUUUCAUCUAUAACCUCGUCUUCGAGGACGAUAGAGCGCCCACUGGCAAGAAAAUGGAUGAAGAAGUAAUCGAACUUUUGCGACAAGCAAGAUACCCCUGGAUGGAGUCGCUCAGCAAGCUGAGCUUUUCAAUUAUCCAACCGCACAUUUGGCCCCAUCUCAUCGGCGCGUUAAGCUGGAUGGUUGGGCUCUACAACUUUGAAAAUGGCUGGAUGCAGGACAGCAAGAAUCACUAUCUCCUAGAUGAAGACCCAGGAGAAAGAAUGGAUGAUCCUGGACUCGAAAGCAACGAGCUCAACCACCCCCGCUUAAUGCGACUGUUCCUCUGCUAUCUUUCGGAUGUCUGGCCCAGUUAUCUUGCUGGGAAAGAUAAUUUCGAUGAGCAAAAGAAGGAGUUUGCCGCUAUAGUCGAUGGUAUCAUCGGCGAGCACCAGAUUUUAUUAGAAGAGCAAGAGCAGACCCUAGCAGAACUUGUGCGUGAGGCCGAUGGUCUCCGUCGCACUGAGGACGCAGAAAAACAGCUCAAGGCUGAGAUGGCGGAUAUUGAUAUGCGUAUUGAUCAUGCCCAAGAAGUCGUCCGUGCUGGACAGACAAAACUACAGCAACAAAUCGACUUGAACAGAGGUCUCGAUCUCGAUCUGAGGAGGACCGAGGAGAAGCUAGAAAACCUCAUCCGGAGUAAUACUAGAUUGGCAGACGACGUGCGGCGACAAAAUCUUUCGGCAGAGGAAGUCGCUCGAAUGUAUCGGGACAGAGAAGAGCUUGGAAAACAGCUCGAAGAUCUGAUGCAGAAGGAUAUCGAGCUACAGAAGACUGGAGACACCCUGGCCGUAUCCAUCUAUCGCAAGUCCGAUGAGAUUGACACCAUGGUCGAAAACUAUGCAAACAUACUCUACGAAGUCGGGCUGCAUCCAAAGCCACCUCCACUUUUCCACCCUGGCGAGUUAGACUUCAACUUUAACAGAGCAACAAACAACUUGGACGAGCUAAUCACCGGCGCGGAUAUCUCCGCAUCUGGAGAACUCAUUAGAAAACUUCAAAGGUAUACGGCGACAGUGCGUAACGAAAAGGCAGAGUUGGCCACGCAAGCUGUGAUGCUCGAGAAUGAGCUCGAGGUCGCGCAGGGAGAGCUAGACCACCUGUCUGCCGAAGUGAUUGAUCUCAGGAAAGAGGUCAAUGACAUGCUUGAUACCCAUGCCGUUACCAAAGCUACUUGGGAAGAUGAAUCGCGUCUCAGUAGAACACAUCUAGAAACGAUGAGACGGGAGAUUGCAAAGAUUAAGAGCACGAAUCAAGAUAGAGGGCUAGAGCUUAGUAUGAAGCUGCAGACACUUGAACUAGCUAAAACUGAGACUGCGACCAAGAUCCAACGCCUGAAGACUCGGCUCAUCAAGGACCUCGUCUCAAAAGCGGAAGAAAUUGCCGAGUUGAAGACAUGGACCACGGAGCGCCUAGAGUCUUUGACCCGCCUGGCAAAGGAGGACGAUAUCGAAGUUCUGAGCCAGCCACCUACAGAUUUGGACACACUUAUCCAACGUCUCUCCAUCAAUUGA
This is a messenger RNA of Serendipita indica DSM 11827, 1953 nucleotides long. The record is from the annotation of a GenBank genome assembly. NCBI's taxonomy places the organism in Eukaryota, Fungi, Basidiomycota, Agaricomycetes, Sebacinales, Serendipitaceae.